GCAAAUUUGACUCCUCAAAACGCCUGAAGGCUCUAGGAGACUUUUCGAGCUCCAAACAAUGGCGAUAGCAGACGCUUUAGGCCAAGAAUUUGAAGAUUGGCUUCAAAUGUAAAGCUCAUGAUUGCGGAGAAGAACAAGUUUCAAGGAAAGGCAUUGUCCCUGUCAUACACAAAGACCGCCAUUACUGCAAUUAAGGAGAAGUUCAGUUCAGAGCAGUUGGAAAGGUUUAAGGGGAGUUGUUUUGGUCGUCUACUACUCAUUCAAAAAAAUGACACCACAAAACCUCCUGGUCCUUCCUCUUUCAACCCCUAAAUUAAGCAUCGGAUGCCCAAUACUAGACGGCUGCAUGGGUGGCGGCAUACCCUGCAACUCCAUAACAGAAUUGGUGGGGGAGAGUGGUUCUGGGAAGACGCAAGUUUGUCUCCAACUAACAAUAAGAGCUCAGCUCCCACCCUCACAUGGCGGACUAGGAGGGUCCUCCCUCUACAUACACACAGAAUUCAGCUUCCCAAUUCGUCGACUGCAGCAACUAGCCAACCAUUAUCAGGCAUCACACGCCAACUUGAUAGGGUUGAACCCAUUGGAAGACAUAUAUGUUCAUGCCGUUCAUGAUGCACAACAAAUGGUCCAUGUGCUUAGAGAUAUAGAAGCAUUUAUGGGCAUUGGUCACACCCGGUUACCUGUAAAGCUCAUUGUCAUUGAUUCCAUUGCUGCACUGUUUGGGUCACAAUUUGACAGAACACCCGCUGAUUUGAAACGCCGGUCUGAAAUGUUUUUCAAGAUUUCUGGGAAAUUGAAGGCUUUGGCAAAUAAGUUUGGGGUGGCGGUGGUUCUGACCAACCAGGUGGUGGAUGUCAUUGGGCCAGCUGACGGAAUAGAUGGGGUGAGAUUGGGAAACUUGGAGUGCUUGCAUACAUCAGCCAGACGGGUUAGUCCAGCUUUGGGAUUGGCUUGGGCACAUUGCGUCAAUUCAAGGGUGUUCUUGUCAAGGCAUGAGGAAUCUGUUGGGGUUAACAGUCCUUAUGCACAUUCAACAAGUGUACCCAGUCAAACACAAAGGAGACUUAAUGUUGUUUUUGCCCCACAUUUGGCCCCUGCAUCGUCUCAAUUUGUAAUCACAAAAGAAGGUGUAGUUGGAGUAUCGACGGUAAUUGGCUAAUAAUUGCAUUGUGAGGACUUGUGUUGGGGAUAAAAUAUAUGAAAAAUAAUGAGCUGUUCCAAAUCUCCUGCCUUCCCUACACGAAGUACACAACUCAAGAAAAUUAAGCACUCCCACCGACUCCAUCUCAAGAUGGUCGUGAUCCCACUUGCAGGCCAAAAUCUGGGCAGAAGCGCAAGGCAUCAAUAUCUUCAUCCAUUAUCACUUUUGGUGAAAUUGAUGAUGAAAACCCAAAGGGCAAUAAGAAGAUCAUGCAUAGAGAUGUUGAACGUCAAAGAAGACAAGAAAUGGCCACCUUUAUGCCACCUUUAUGCAUCUCUUCGAUCACAACUCCUCCUCGAAUUUCUCAAGGUGAGUGAUGGGAGAACCAUUGAUACGUCUGAGCUCCAUCAGAGAUUGACAAAAACUUAUGAUCAGCCAGCUGACUUCAAAUAAGGUGCUGGGAGAACUGAUAUCCUUUGUAAAAUUUUGGUGUGAUGUGUUUAUAUCCCUGUAGAUAUUCGACCUUCCAGGCACUUAAUGUGGCUGAAAGUUUUGCAAGAGCUGUUGAAUAUAACAUGUCCCUGUAUAUAUGCGAAAUUUGUGUUUUAUUAAGAUAUUUGGGAUGCUCUUCCAUUGCCAAUUAGUUUUGAGAUUGGAAACCGUAACUUUCUUUCAGCUCCAUGAUCAGGCAUACCAUCAUGUUCUCGUUAUAUCACAAGUAUAUUUAAGGUAA
Messenger RNA from Prunus persica (peach), 1874 nucleotides. Its product is annotated as DNA repair protein XRCC3 homolog. Bases 269 to 1159 code for a protein of 296 amino acids. NCBI's taxonomy places the organism in Eukaryota, Viridiplantae, Streptophyta, Magnoliopsida, Rosales, Rosaceae. Gene Ontology annotation, molecular function: ATP-dependent DNA damage sensor activity; ATP binding; four-way junction DNA binding. Gene Ontology annotation, cellular component: replication fork; Rad51C-XRCC3 complex. Gene Ontology annotation, biological process: double-strand break repair via synthesis-dependent strand annealing; t-circle formation; resolution of mitotic recombination intermediates. The record is from RefSeq and is a predicted model, not a curated record. The transcript has 3 exons.